Paramuricea clavata is the source of this 300-nucleotide messenger RNA. The record is from the annotation of a GenBank genome assembly. NCBI's taxonomy places the organism in Eukaryota, Metazoa, Cnidaria, Anthozoa, Malacalcyonacea, Plexauridae.
AUGAAAUGUGGUGUACCACAAGGUUCUAUUUUGGGACCAUUGCUGUCCUUGUUGUACAUCAACGACUUACCCGAGUGUCUUAAAAAUACAAGACCUCGGCUAUUUGCUGAUGAUACAAACCUCACAGCCUCUAGUCACUCCAUAACUGAUAUUGAGAUUGCAGUAAAUUCUGAUCUAGAGAACCUUAGGAACUGGUUAAUGGCUAAUAAACUUAGCUUGAAUGUCGCUAAAACAGAAUUUAUGUUCAUUGGCUCUCCACAAAUGAUAAGAAAUUCUUCAAAUUCUCAACCAAAUAUUUAA